Messenger RNA from Racocetra fulgida, 280 nucleotides. The record is from the annotation of a GenBank genome assembly. NCBI's taxonomy places the organism in Eukaryota, Fungi, Glomeromycota, Glomeromycetes, Diversisporales, Gigasporaceae.
CACCAAAGCUUCACCUAAAACUCAAUGUCAAAAAUGCCUUGAAUACGGUCAUUGGCGUUUACAAGCUUCACAUUCCCUUUGUGUGAUGCAGACCUAUGAAUGCAAGAAUGAACGAGUGUACAAACCUCGUCCGACCAGAACUCAACAACUUACAAAACCGCUAAAACCAAUAUCUGUUGAACUUCCGGACGAAUUGGGAAUAAAAAAGGAUGUACCGGAAAAAUUGGAGAAAUCAGAUGACGUAAAAGAAAGUAAAAGAAAAAAACGAAAAACAGAGUAA